Messenger RNA from Frieseomelitta varia, 1103 nucleotides. It is a transcript of the gene Scox, whose product is annotated as protein SCO2 homolog, mitochondrial. Bases 81 to 971 code for a protein of 296 amino acids. Gene Ontology annotation, molecular function: copper ion binding; copper chaperone activity. The transcript has 4 exons. NCBI's taxonomy places the organism in Eukaryota, Metazoa, Arthropoda, Insecta, Hymenoptera, Apidae. The record is from RefSeq and is a predicted model, not a curated record. Gene Ontology annotation, cellular component: mitochondrial inner membrane. Gene Ontology annotation, biological process: intracellular copper ion homeostasis; mitochondrial respiratory chain complex IV assembly.
AUAUAUUUUUUUUGGUAGAGUGGAAACAUAACCUAUUUAUGAUCUAAAACUGAUGAAACUACUAAAAAAUAACUGCAAGAAUGACACUUUUUUCAAGAAGUCUUUCUUCCUUAAAAUAUUCGAAUCAAGCUUUUAAAACUGCUAUUACAUUCCGGUAUUUGCAAAAUUUCGAGCAACGUAAUCCACAAGUUAGAACUAUCAACAUUUUUACAUCUUUACAUAAAUCAAGUGAAGUACAAUCGUUACCAGAUAAGGAAAAAACUCAGAAAAAAGGAUCUAUCUUGAAAAAGAGUUUCAUCACAUGGAAAAGUGUACUAGUCACAGGCGUGGGAUGUACAGCUCUUUUAAUGUACAUGUAUUAUCUUCAAGAAAGAAAAGAAAAAGAAACAGAACGCGAAAGAAGGCGACAGUUAGGAAAAGCAGCAAUUGGUGGAAAAUUCGAGCUAGUCGACUGUAAUGGAAAGACAUGGAAAUCAGAGGACUUUUUCGGACAGUGGGUUUUAAUAUAUUUUGGUUUCACGCAUUGUCCUGAUAUAUGUCCAGAUGAACUUGAGAAAUUAACACAAAUUGUCAAUACCCUAGAGACGCAGUAUAAUACAAAAGUUCAGCCUAUAUUUAUCUCUGUGGAUCCGGACAGAGAUACACCAGAGAUUGUAGGUAAAUAUGUUAAAGAAUUUUCUGACAAGAUUCUUGGCCUCACUGGAAACAAAGAGCAAGUUGCUAAAGUAUGUAAAGCUUAUAGAGUAUAUUAUAGCAAUGGACCCAAGGACCAAGAUUCAGACUACAUUGUUGAUCACACGAUAAUCAUAUAUCUUGUUGAUCCAGAUGGUAUGUUUGUAGAUUAUUAUGGUUUAACUCAUAAUGCUGAACAGGUUGUAAAUAGUGUGAACAUAAAUAAGUACAAAUAUGACAACUUAAAAAAAGAUAACUGGAUUCCGUCAGUAUCGCUUAAAAGCCCAUUACCAACGUAAAUUAUUUAUAUUGUAUUACUAUACUUAACUAUAAUAAUAGUUAAGUCUUAAAUAUUUCCUAUGCAUUUUUGCAUUAAAUGUUAGUAUUUACUUUUUAGUUAUUAUAUUAAUUGCAUAAAGAAUACAGUUUAA